CACCCAUCGGCUAUGAGUCGCCAAGAGCAACCGAGAGGAAGGCCUCCUGGGGAUUGCUAGGCAGCGGGGGAAACGCGCGCAGGCGCAAUAGCCGAGGCUUCUGGCAGUCCGGCCGCAGGGGUCCGGGGGCUGCGGGAGAGCCGGGGCGCUUGCUGUCCAGCGUCUGUCCCAGUCUCCGCCCCGGCGCGGGGUCCAGAUGCGGAGGCUGACGGGCGCACGUGGCGGAAGCUGCUCCUCGGGCUGACACCGCAAACGCCUCUGCUUUUUCCCCCGUCGUCGUCAGUUACCACCUCCGAGCCUUUUUUUUGUUGAUGCCCCUGGACCUGUUUUCACUAUGAAAUAAAAACUUCCAGCCCGUCAUCUCCCACCUCCGAGCCCUUGCCUCCCACCCCCCCCCCCCGCCGAAGCCCAACCUCUAGCCUGCCUUCAUCCAUCCCCGAGCUGCUCAUGAGUCUCCAGAUCCGAGGACCGGACUUCGGAAAGAAAGAAAGAAAGAGAAAAAGAAAAAAAUCCAAAAAGCAGACCAAUCCGAGAUCCCCCCGGUGACGGUCGUGAUUGGCAGUGAGGACCCAGAGAGAGGGGCCUGGGACAGGCCCCUUCGCAGUUCAGCCAGGAAAUAAGAGAUUUCUUCACUGUCAAAAAUGUCAUCUUUAAGAUCAUCAGAGCUGGAUGGAGACUCAGAUGAUUCACAAUUAGCAGCUAAAUUUUGGGAAGUAAAAUUGCCAGAUGUUGUACCACUAGAUGACCUUAAAGCAAUUGAAAAAACUCAGGCUGCUGAAGUCAUCCAGAGAGCUUGGUUUUCUCACAUGGAUAAAAUAAUAUUUCAGCUCUUAAAACACACAAUUUGUGCAGCGGAAAAUUGUGUAACACAUGAAAUACUGAAGAAAGUGUGUCCCUCAGAGGCUGCUCUUGUAAAAGAUCCUAGUGUGCAAUGUAAAGUUAGAUUCAGAUUUGGUGGCAAGAACUUUCCUCCUUUUAUUGUGUUUAAAAUUUUUCUUCACACUGGAGGCCAUGGGAACAAGUAUUUCAGUGGAAAAAAUACAUUGAGGCCAUCGAGUGAGGCAGUGGUUGAUGCUUGCAAACUAAUGGGAAAUCGGAAAUAUUAUGACCAAAUAAUACAAGACCAACUUCAAUUCCAAAAGUAUAAAGUUGCUGAUGAAGUUGAUGUUGUUACCAUGAAGGAUUACAUGCACUUUACCAGUUUUCUGGAUGAAACCCCAGCAUAUCUUGGUGGCAAAAGUAACUGCUGGAGAAGGCUGAGCCUGGAAAACUUUCCAAAGACAAUGAUAAUGUAUGACAUAAUGGAUUAUGCAACAUCUGGAACACUCUCAGAUCGUCUGCAAAAAGAAUUGAAGUAUCUGUUGCAAAAACCAAAAUCUAAAGAGAUGCACCAUGACCAGCUCCGGAUUGUUUCUCAAGUUAGGACUUCUCCUUCACCCUCUUCUUUAAGUGUUUCCUCUUUACAACAAUAUCAUCAACAACUAGUAAAGCCCAAGCAUUCAGGCCGUCGCUCAAAGCAAGCACGAAUGAAGAUUGCAAAAAUGAGAAGAGCUUAUAAGAAGGAACAGGAGAAAAAUAUGGAAGAACCAAAUACACAAAAAACAAAUGAAAAAAAUCAGCAUCGUAUUAUUAUCAUUACUCCAUCUUAUGAAAUUUUGGGAGUUAACUCACCUCCUUCAGAUGAUGAGUUGGAGCAAGAAGCAAAGGAAUUAUUUACUUGGACCAAAGAGCUAUGUCUUGAUAACUCAUAGUUAAUUAAUAAAAUACUCCAUACCCUUAAACGAUUAGAAGUAUUAACAAAUACAAGUAUGUAGAUUUUGCUCCUAACCCAAUAUAAGCGGUAAGUUUUCUAAGCAGUACUUUGAUGUGCCAUAAACAGAAAUGUUCUUGUCCAUCAGAAUUCUAAUAAAAAUAAAUACUAUAAGUUAAUGGCUGUGGUAAAAUGCUGCAUGGUUUUAUAUGAUUAAUGAUGAAUGACUUAAUUCUUGGAAUCUUAAUUUUGUUGUUGUAUCAUUUUCUUUAAAUACCUAAGCAUCCUUGGUUUGCAUAAAGAAUAGAAUUCACAGCAUAUACAACUUGUACUCCAGUUAGCCUCCAAAAUAUAUUGUUUCAUGUUUUGCCAAAUAUUGCAACAAUAAGAACAAUACAAUCUGCAAGGUCAUUACAGAGAAUGUUUAAUACUCUUAAGUAUUCUUUUUGGAUAUUUUAAAAAAUAUUUUUCAAAUAUAAAAUUGAAAACUGUUUUGAACAAAUAAUCUACUUAGCAUUUUAAACUUUUAAAUUCGGGUACCUAACUUAGGGAACUGUUGACAAUGACAAAAACUUUUCUGUGAUUCUGAUCUGGUGUAAAAUAUCUGUUUUUCCCAGUGGCUGGCAUUAAUGAACCAAAAAUAAUUAUAAUUAUUUCUGAAACAACAGACUUAAUUUGCAUUUUGAUGAACAUUUAAAAUGUAUGAAUUUGAUUAGAAGUUUUGGUCAAAAGAAAUUAGUUGCAUAGCCACAUAAAAAAAUUUCAUCUGCUGCUAAAAAUAUUCUAAUAAUAAUACUACUGUUGUGCUCGCUUCGGCAGCACAUAUACUAAAAUUGGAACGAUACAGAGAAGAUUAGCAUGGCCCCUGCGCAAGGAUGACACGCAAAUUCGUGAAGCGUUCCAUAUUUUUU
Messenger RNA from Phascolarctos cinereus (koala), 2661 nucleotides. It is a transcript of the gene CUNHXorf58, whose product is annotated as chromosome unknown CXorf58 homolog. The record is from RefSeq and is a predicted model, not a curated record. NCBI's taxonomy places the organism in Eukaryota, Metazoa, Chordata, Mammalia, Diprotodontia, Phascolarctidae.